CCUAGAAACUAGAAAUUGCAAAGUCUAGCUGGUUUCCAUGUCCCUUAAAAAAGUAAAAGAUUUCAUAUUCCCAUCACUGCAUUGUUCAUUCACAGUCACUUCAACUUCCCAUCAUCCUCAUCAUUCCUCAAAAAGUAGCCAUGACUGAUGAGGUUGUUCUGCUAGAUUUUUGGCCUAGUCCUUUUGGAAUAAGGGUGAGGAUAGCCCUUGCUGAAAAGGGUAUCAAGUAUACAUACAUAGAAGAAGAUUUGAUGUCUUUGAAAAAAAGCCCUUUGCUGCUACAAAUGAACCCGGUUCAGAAGAAAAUCCCGGUUCUCAUUCACAACGGAAAAACCAUUUUUGAAUCUCUAAUUGCUGUUCAGUAUAUUGAUGAAGUUUGGAAUGAUAGAUCUCCUUUGUUGCCUUCUGAUCCUUACCAGAGAUCACAAGCUAGAUUCUGGGCUGAGUAUGUUGACAAUAAGAUAUAUUCAAUUGGAAGGAACAUUUACACCAAAAAAGGAGAAGAACAAGAAGUUGCAAAGAAAGAAUUCAUAGAUACUCUCAAACUGCUAGAGGAACAACUGGAAGAGAAGUCUUAUUUUGGAGGAGACAAGUUUGGUUUUGUGGAUAUUUCACUCAUUCCAUUCUACAGCAGAUUAAAAGUUUUUGAGACCUUUGGCAACCUCAACUUAGAGAGUGAGUGUCCUAAGUUCAUUGCUUGGGCUAAGAGAUGCAUGCAGAUUGAGAGUGUUUCCAAGUCUCUUCCUGACCAGGAUAAGAUCUAUGAGUUUAUUGUUGACAUGAGAAAGUUGUUAGGUAUUGAGUAGGUUGGUGUUUUGGAGAUGCAUUGUUACAAAUGAAUUGAGUUAUUGUGUUUUGUUAACUUUCUUCACCUUUCUUGUAAAAGGAAAAUAGUUGUGUAUGUUCAAAUUCUAUGCUUUCU
Lathyrus oleraceus (garden pea) is the source of this 922-nucleotide messenger RNA. Its product is annotated as probable glutathione S-transferase. Gene Ontology annotation, biological process: glutathione metabolic process. Gene Ontology annotation, cellular component: cytoplasm. The coding region runs from base 141 to 806 and encodes 221 amino acids. The record is from RefSeq and is a predicted model, not a curated record. Gene Ontology annotation, molecular function: glutathione transferase activity. The transcript has 2 exons. NCBI's taxonomy places the organism in Eukaryota, Viridiplantae, Streptophyta, Magnoliopsida, Fabales, Fabaceae.